GGGGCACCUUCAGCUCAGCAUGAGAGAGGAAGGGAAAGAGAAAAACGUUGAUGCAAGACAGAAGCAUCGAUUGGGUAGCUCCCAACAGUGCCCAGACUGGGGACCACACACACCCUGACCGGGGACCAAACCUGCCCACCUAGAGGGAGUGCCUUUCCAUUCAUGUGGGCCAAGCUGGUGUCCAGAUUGGGGAUGCUUGCUGGGAACUCUAUUGCCUGGAACAUGGAAUCCAUCCGGAUGGCUUUCUUCUCAACAGUAAAAAGGAUCAGUUGGGAGUUGCUAAAAUGGAGCAUAAGGAUGCCUCUUUUGAUACUUUCUUUUGUGAGACAAGAGCAGGGAAGCAUGUGCCCAGAACACUCUUCAUUGACCUAGAGCCAACUGUUAUAGAUGGGAUUCGAACAGGCAAGUACCGCUCACUCUUCCACCCAGAGCAUCUCAUUAAUGGGAAGGAGGAUGCUGCAAAUAACUAUGCCCGAGGCCACUACUCUCUGGGGUCAGAGAUCAUCGACCUUGUGCUAGAGAGAAUCCGAAAACUGGCAGAGCAGUGCAGUGGACUGCAGGGAUUUUUGAUUUUCCGAAGCUUUGGCGGAGGCACUGGAUCAGGAUUUACAUCGCUCUUAAUGGAACAGCUGUCGGUACAAUAUGGCAGGAAGACUAAAUUGGAGUUCUCUGUCUAUCCAGCCCCCAGGAUCUCCACUGCUAUAGUAGAACCUUAUAACUCCAUCCUCACCACCCAUUUCACAUUAGAGCACUCAGACUGUACCUUCAUGGUGGACAAUGAGGCCCUCUAUGACAUAUGCCAUCAUAAACUUGGUGUUGAACGCCCCUCUUACACCAUCAUUAAUAGGUUAAUAAGUCAAGCAGUAUCUUCCAUUACUGCUUCCCUUCGGUUUGAAGGGUCCUUGAAUGUGGACUUAAAUGAAUUCCAGACCAAUCUAGUACCUUAUCCAAGAAUACAUUUCCCCAUGACAGCCUUUGCCCCCAUCAUUUCUGCUGACAGUGCCUACCACAAGGACUUCUCUGUGUCAGAUAUCACCACUGCUUGCUUUGAAUUCUCCAACCAGCUGGUCAAGUGUGAUCCUCGACUGGGGAAGUACAUGGCCUGCUGUCUACUCUAUAGGGGGGAUGUGGUUCCCAAGGAUGUGAAUGCAGCAAUUGCAGCCAUGAAGUCAAGAAACUCCGUUCAGUUUGUAGAUUGGUGUCCAACAGGUUUCAAGGUGGGCAUCAACAGUCAACCACCCACAGUGAUGCCAGGGGGCGAAAUGGCCAAGGUCCAGCAGGCUGUCUGCAUGCUGAGCAACACCACAGCAGUUGUAGAGGCCUGGGCCCGCCUGGAUCACAAGUUUGACCUUAUGUAUGCCAAGAGGGCAUUUCUACAUUGGUACAUCAAAGAAGGCAUGGAAGAAGAUGAGUUUUUAGAGGCCAGGGAAGAUCUGGCCGCUCUAGAGAAGGAUUAUGAGGAGGUGGCACAAAGUUCCUAAUGCAUAUGUGAUGGUGGAAAUGAAUGUUAAGUGCCAUAUUUACUUUUUAAGACAUUAUACAGUUAAUGGGUAGAAUUCCCUUGAUUAGAAGAAGAAUGAAAUCAAAUCAAGUAAGAACAUAAGUUCCACACUAAAUUAAAUCAGCUGAUAUUAACAAUGAGCACAUCUUUUCUUGUCAGUAUAAUUCAGCACUGCUACCUGUGAAUCUUCUAAGCUUUCGAGUCCUUUCUGAGUUAUGUAUGACUUUUUUUUUGUUCUUUGAAUAGAAACCUGGCUAUAUUCUUUGCUGUUUCAACCAUGACACUAUGAAACCCUGUACUAUAUCUGAGGUGGAACACAGCACAAUUUUGAUUAUUAAUGUUAUUUCCUCCACAUCUAUACUUUGUACAUUGAUUAAAUAAUGAGCAUUUUCAGUA
Phyllostomus hastatus (greater spear-nosed bat) is the source of this 1897-nucleotide messenger RNA. RefSeq names its product tubulin alpha like 3 (gene TUBAL3). The record is from RefSeq and is a predicted model, not a curated record. Gene Ontology annotation, cellular component: microtubule; cytoplasm. Gene Ontology annotation, molecular function: structural constituent of cytoskeleton; GTP binding. NCBI's taxonomy places the organism in Eukaryota, Metazoa, Chordata, Mammalia, Chiroptera, Phyllostomidae. Gene Ontology annotation, biological process: microtubule cytoskeleton organization; mitotic cell cycle. Bases 285 to 1481 code for a protein of 398 amino acids. The transcript is spliced from 5 exons.